AGACCAAAAAAGCAGGUUUUUAAGUGGCUAAUUGCUUUUGCUUAUAUAGGCGAAAUAGCAAACAAACCAAGAGGCUUAAUUACUGUCUGCCAAAAUGCCCGUGUCCAUGGAGAUGCAUAAGCCUCCGAUUCAAGAGCAAAUAUUAGAAAUAACAAAAAAGAUUCAACUUUUGGAGGGUGACAGAAAGGCAUAUUAUGAAAGCUCACAAUGGUCGAUUAAAAAGAAUCGUGACAUCAUUGCCAAAAUGAGACAAGAGAACAAAAGUCUUCAUAAAAAUCUUGCAGAUGUCUUGGCAGGUGACGACAAAGUUAUUGAUCAAGCUUUUCAAGGAAGGCAUGUGGAAAGAGCAGCAUUAAGAAAUAAAACUGGGAAGAUGGCAGUUUCUGUUGUGGAUCAGAAGGUGUGCGACAACAAGAAAAGGUUGAACGCUCUCAGAGCAACAACUGAAGCUCGUAGGAAGAAACUCACAGAGCUGAAAACACAAUACGAUCAAAUGUUGAAGGAUGCUUCGGCUGCCGUGGAGAUGGACAAAGGCGAAAGUGAUGCUGCUCAGCACUUGAGGCAACUGGAGAACAGACUUGACAAAGCAAGACUAAAAAGUCAAGAAGCUGAACACAUCAGUAAAGUGUAUGAGAAGAUCAAAGCUCAUCUGCAACAGGAAAGUUUAACCUUCCACAACCAACUUGAUCAACAAGAAGAGGAUAUCCUGAAAACAAGACAAGAGUUGUUGGAGGUUCAGUCAAUGUAUACGGACGCACAAGUUGCUAGGGAUGAUGCAAAGGAAGAACUGGCACGACACGAGGAUAUUGUGUACAGAGAGAGAAAGGAAAGAGAGACAGCUUUGACUGAACUGAAAGCACAAGCUGAAGAGAAGAAGGCUCACGCUGAGCGUGUGGAACGCAGACUACAACGAGCUGCAUUACAAGAGCAAGAACUUGGACAAGAAGGAAGCAAACCCCUUCUUAGUGAAGAGGAACAAGAGAAGAAGAUUACUUCAUAUGAAGAAGCUUUCCUGAGGAUCAAGGAGGCAACUGGAGUGUCAGGAACACAGGAGGUGGUAGCAAGGUUCAAGUCCCAGGGUGACACGCAACAUCACCUUGAAGAUCUGAAAAAAGAAAAUCAGAAACAACUACAGAGGCUGCAGGAAGAGAGAGUGAAACUGCAACAAGAAUACGAGGAAAUGAAAUAUUCUGGGGAGGCAAAGUUGUCAAGUGGCCAACGUAUGUUGGAGGAAUUUGAGCAACAUCUACAAGAGCAAGAGCAAAGACGAGAUGAAGCAGCCGAUAAACUAGAGAGAGCAAGUCAUGUCCUUGUUAGUGUCAAGGCAGGUGUUGAACAUCUUGCUGAUAAACUACAACAUCUUAAGAUGAUGAAGAGCCAUGUCCCAACCGCUCAUCUAUCUCCAUCAUCAGAUGAAUAUGUCCUUGAUCUGCUUUCCAUAUCGGAGGAAAAGCUCCUGAAACUCCUGGAGGACCUGGAUGGUCGGGAGCUCGUUGAUAUUCUCCGACAGAUGGAAGAGGAAGAGUUCCACUCCAGCAUCGAGAGCAAGCUACCUUCGUACAAUGUGAGGAUCCCGCUUCCAGCUACCCACAAACCUGAUGCAUACGAAGAAGACGACGAGAGCGGUGAUGACGACGCAGCAGCGCCAACUAGAGGUGACUUGAAACGACGAUCGCAGCAGAUCAUCGACUCCAAGAUGAAGAAGGGACGAAGUCGUCCGCGUAAGAAGAAAGGUGGGAAGAUGUAAAUGACAUCUGACAUUUUAUUCAAUCGACCGGGGAGUUUUAGUUUUUAAGAGAAUUCUGUUUCGGUCGUUUCCCUAAC
This is a messenger RNA of Ciona intestinalis (vase tunicate), 1824 nucleotides long. The record is from RefSeq. Lineage: Eukaryota; Metazoa; Chordata; Ascidiacea; Phlebobranchia; Cionidae.